AGUAUACGUAUAUACGAAAAUUAGUCAUUCAAUUUUUCAUCAAAAUUAGGGUUCUUAUUUAGGAGAUAGCAACUUCUAAUUGCAAUCACCAGGUUUAGUGGCUGUGGCUUGUUAGCAAAAUAUGUCAAAUCUUAUUUUCAUUCCUCAUCCUAUUUCCCCAGUGUCGACUCCAAAAUCUGUUGCCAAAAACACUCAUAGAGUACUAAUUAAUCGGAGAUUGCCCAGUAGAGUUUCUGUUAAAGCUUUCUUCUUCAACCCAUCUGAUGAACGAAUUCUCAAGGAAGCAAUCAAGGAACCAGUGGCAUUCAUGGGCGGAAUGUUUGCAGGCUUUCUUAAGCUGAACUUAAAUGAAGAGCCCCUUAAGGAGUGGAUAAAUAGAACAGUUGAAGCUUCUGGUAUCACAGAAGAAGAGAUCGAGGCUCAAGGAGCAAACAGCGAAGAAGAGGAAGCUCCUCAACAGAUUGAUAUCGAAUGAUACGUUCGAUAAUUGUAUUGUACAUUCUGCAUUCGACAUACUGAAAAUAGUAAGAUACUUGUAUGGAGGGACAAUCAGACCUGAAAAUUACUCCUGCUGAUGUGAUAAUUUGUUGCACAUUCUGCAGUCAUAGGUGUAUCAUUCUUGUUGUAGUUGUUACUCUUUGGUUCAUAUUUGAGUUGUAUGGUGGAAGGGUAAAAUUGUCACAAGGGUAAAAGGAAAAGUUGUCGAAUAUUGAUAACUUGACAUGCAUUUCAUCAA
Molecule: messenger RNA, 736 nt
Organism: Amaranthus tricolor (Joseph's coat)
Lineage: Eukaryota; Viridiplantae; Streptophyta; Magnoliopsida; Caryophyllales; Amaranthaceae
Product: UPF0426 protein At1g28150, chloroplastic
Exons: 3
Coding region: 122-475 (117 amino acids)
Source: RefSeq, a predicted model, not a curated record